AUGUUUAACGUAUCGCAGGUGUCCAGUGUCAACAGAGAGGUCCAGGAGCACUACAUUUGGCUGCCCGGUAUUGCUAUCGCCACCGUCUACGGAUUUCUAAUCAUUGUUGGACUUAUUGGUAACGUCACGCUAAUGAGGACAUUUAUCACUGUUAAAUCCAUGCGGACGGUGCCUAACCUGUUCAUGUCCAGCCUCGCGCUCGGCGACCUGCUGCUGCUAGUCACGUGCGCUCCGGUGGACGCCAGCCGGUACCUCGCGGACAAAUGGCUCUUCGGCCGGGUGGGAUGCAAACUCAUCCCGUUCAUCCAACUCACCUCCGUCGGGGUCUCCGUUUUCACACUCACUGCCCUCUCUGCAGAUAGGUAAGGGUUUUAUCAUCGAAUGUGUUGUUUUCUCAAUCACUCUGACGGGAAGUUAAAUUAACCUUUUCAAGUAAAAAUAAAAAGAACAGCCUACAUUCAAGUUUUCAAACCAUUCUUUGACAUUGUAAUAAUAAUACUACAUUGUAGUAUGAACAGGCAGGCAUGGUAGCACGAACAGGCAAGUCGUGUAAUUAGGCAACACAUUAUUACACUAGCCUACAAGUUCAGCCUGGUUGCAGAUGUUGUUCACUGCAGAUAAACUCACAGAAUAGAGUGAACUGUUGGGGUUUAGCUCACAUACUAUAAAGAGGGAUCUUGUUUAUGCAUGACAUGUUCAUUCUGUGUAGGCCUAAUGUAAUUCAAGUCCAAUCGUUUAUGUUGUUCUAUUCAUCAAUUCACUCCUCAAAACUCUGUUAUCCUAACAUUUAAAGUCAACAGAAAUAAAUAGAUGUGGCACCCCUUGUGGCAUUUGUGGCGCCACUCAAGAAAUAACGGCAGAAAUUCUCCUUAAAUGGCCACUUUUGGCCCAUGGGCCUUCAAUCACUUGUCAGGACACACAGAGACCUUGUCAGGAAAACACAGAGACACGUGUUGAUAAUGGCUUUAGAAUUGCCCUCAUGAUGCAAAGAAAACUGUUGCCUUUAACAGUAGACCAACGGGCCGAUUCCGACCCGAGUUAGGCGUGCAUAAAUGGAACUUAAUUCCUUUUUUAUGCACUUUUCUCUCUAUGCUUAUUCCGACCUUUAACUUAAGCACGGGGUGGCAGGUAGAGGCAGGUAGCGGAGCGGUUAAGAGCGUUGGGCCAGUAACCGAAUGGUUGCUGGUUUGAAAAAGCAUCUACUUUAUUUUGUCCGGUAGAAAUCACACCAUUCUCCAUGCACUGUAAUUUCCAGGGAUGGGCACUCCCAACUUUCUCUGUUUCCUAUUUCUAUCAUGUUAAAUAUGAUCCACUAUCAGUAUCCACCUUCAGUAGGCCUAAUAAGCCACACAUAUUACACUGCCAAUUUACUGUUAGUUCCCUUCAGUUGGUAUAGCCUACAUUAUCAUUCCAUUUAAUUACAUUGUUUCAUUUACCUUAAUUUGCUUCCUCUGUAAACGCCAUCAAGUCUGUGUGGUUGUUGCUGAGGAUUAUUAGUAACAGUUGAUCAUAUUUUAAAAAGACAUGUAGGCUAAUUAAAUCGUUAUGGAGCCCAGACCAAGCAGUAACGGUUUGAAUCUGACGCAUGGAGCAAAACUUGGCCAUGUAAUCAAACAAUUCCAUGGUCAGUGCAGGCAAUCCACCAGGGUAUAGUAUUGUACGCUAUUCUCCCUAUUAUAAUUCUAUGUACACUAAUCUUCCAAUAUUACCAUGGGUUGAAGAAUGUGGCAAUUUUCAGAAUGAAUCAAACCACCGUUUUCUUUCUUUCUUGUGUAAAAGCUCUCCAAACCUGUUUUUUAAAUAUACACUUUUCUAAACCUAAAUAAUCUACAAGAUCAGAGUAUUUUUAAAUCUACCAAUUGGUGCUGAAAUGAAGAUGAAUAUGCGUAUAUUUACAUGUCUUUCUUUCAUUGAUCCUUAAUAUUCGGAACCCGUUCUCUCGAUAUAUUGUAGUCUGUCGACAAAAUUCUAACUAAAAGGUACACCGUAUUUAAAGGGAAGGCUUAAGAUACUGUACAUAUACUAACAACCCUAUUGAAUGAAAAGUCCACGAGAAAAUAUGUUAGCCAGCAAGUGGAAGGGUUUUCAGUGGUUGAAUUAUAUUUAUUCCGAUAGCUACACCUGCAGAGCGCUUUACACGACUGAAUAAGGUAAGUCUGAAUACCAAAUACUGAAAAGUGCGUAGGAAAGGCGUGCAUAAGAAUGGCAUAAAUUCCUAAGUCUGUGGUCCUCUGUAGCUCAGCUGGAAGAGCACGGCGCUUGUAACGCCAGGGUAGUGGGUUCGAUCCCCGGCACCACCCAUACACAAAAAUGUUUGCACGCAUGCCUGUAAGUCGCUUUGGAUAAAAGCGUCUGCUAAAUGGCAUAUUAUUAUUAUGAAUCGGCCCCUACAUGUGUUUGACUGCUCAGCAGCCUCCUGAGCUGUGCUCUGUUCUGUUCUAUUAUUCUAUUCCACUAUGUUCUCAUCUCUGUUCUUGCCCUGCAGAGUUCUUUCUCCAUCAAAGUUCUUUCAUCAUUUGAACCUGGAAUUCAAAAGGUUCUAAGAAGGCAAUUAGUCAGAGCUGAAAGAGAGAGUGAAUGUUCCUUUAGGGAGGUGAAGACAGGCAGACUGGCCUAUCUAGGUUAAUUAGCAACCAUAGAGCUGUCCAAUCACUGUCUUCAUUUCUUAUAGGCCCAGACGACCUACUCAAUACGGUACACAUUAAAACUGACCCAUUAACACCCUAUCUGUCACUGCAGUUCCCUGCCUGCCCAUGCUUUUAAAAACAUCAGACUGUCAGGGAAAUAUCAAUAAUGUACCCAAUCUAGCCAAAUAAAUAGCUAUUACUUUUACAUUCCUCACCCGUCACCCGUUAUUACAGUUGAAUAUAUAUAUAUAUAUAUAUAUAUAUAUAUAUAUAUAUAUAUAUAUAUAUAUAUAUAUAUAUAUGUAUAUAUAUUGUUGUAUUAACAAAAGUUAUUUUAAUUAUUUGCAGAACUUUGAUGCCAUAUAAUCAAUAAUCAACCAGAGGAAAAAAAAAACUCUAGACCACCUUUACUCCACACACAGAGACGCAUACAAAGCUCUCCCUCGCCCUCCAUUUGGCAAAUCUGACCAUAACUCUAUCCUCCUGAUUCCUGCUUAUAAGCAAAAUCUAAAGCAGGAAGCACCAGUGACUCGGUUAAUAAAAAGUGGUCAGAUGACGCAGAUGCUAAGUUACAGGACUGUUUUGCUAGCACAGACUGGAACAUGUUCCGGGAUUCUUCAGAUAGCAUUGAGGAGUACACCACAUCAGUCACUGGCUUCAUCAAUAAGUGCAUAGAUGAUGUCGUCCCCUCAGUGACCGUACGUACAUACCCCAACCAGAAGCCAUGGAUUACAGGAAACAUCCGCACUGAGCUAAAGGAUAGAGCUGCCGCUUUCAAGGAGCGGGACUCUAACCCGGACGCUUAUAAGAAAUCCCGCUAUGCCCUCCGACGAACCAUCAAACAGGCAAAGAGUCAAUACAGGACUAAGAUUGAAUCGUACUACACUGGCUCUGACGCUCGUCGGAUGUGGCAGGGCUUGAAAACUAUUACAGACUACAAAGGGAAGCACAGCCGCGAGCUGCCCAGUGACACAAGCCUACCAGACGAGCUAAACCACUUCUAUGCUCGCUUUGAGGCAAGCAACACUGAAGCAUGCAUGAGAGCACCAGCUGUUCCGGAUGACUAUGUGAUCACGCUCUCCGUAGCCGAUGUGAGUAAGACUUUUAAGCAGGUCAACAUUCACAAGGCCGCAGGGCCAGACGGAUUACCAGGACGUGUACUCCGAGCAUGUGCUGACCAACUGGCAAGUGUCUUCACUGACAUUUUCAACAUGUCCCUGACUGAGUCUGUAAUACCAACAUGUUUCAAGCAGACCACCAUAGUCCCCGUGCCCAAGGACUCUAAGAUAACCUGCCUAAAUGACUACCGACCCGUAGCACUGACGUCUGUAGCCAUGAAGUGCUUUAUAAUAAUAUAAUAUGCCAUUUAGCAGACGCUUUUAUCCAAAGCGACUUACAGUCAUGCAUGCAUACAUUUAUUUGUGUAUAGGUGGUCCCGGGGAUCGAACCCACUACCUUGGCGUUACAAGCGCCGUGCUCUACCAGCUGAGCUACAGAGGACCACAAAGGCUGGUCAUGGCUCACAUCAACAGCAUUAUCCCAGAAACCCUAGACCCACUCCAAUUUGCAUACCGCCCCAACAGAUCCACAGAUGAUGCAAUCUCUAUUGCACUCCACACUGCCCUUUCCCACCUGGACAAGAGGAACACCUACGUGAGAAUGCUAUUCAUUGACUAUAGCUCAGCAUUCAACACCAUAGUGCCCUCAAAGCUCAUCACUAAGCUAAGGAUCCUGGGACUAAACACCUCCCUCUGCAACUGGAUCCUGGACUUCCUGACGGGCCGCCCCCAGGUGGUAAGGGUAGGUAACAACACAUCUGCCACACUGAUCCUCAACACGGGGGCCCCUCAGGGGUGCGUGCUCAGUCCCCUCCUGUACUCCCUGUUCACCCAUGACUGCAUGGCCAGGCACGACUCCAACACCAUCAUUAGGUUUGCCGACGACACAACAGUGGUAGGCCUGAUCACCGACAACGAUGAGACAGCCUAUAGGGAGGAGGUCAGAGACCUGGCCGUGUGGUGCCAGGACAACAACCUCUCCCUCAACGUGACCAAGACAAAGGAGAUGAUUGUGGACUACAGGAAAAAAAAGAGGACUGAGCACGCCCCCAUUCUCAUCGACGGGGCUGUAGUGGAACAGGUUGAGAGCUUCAAGUUCCUUGGUGUCCACAUCACCAACGAACUAUCAUGGUCCAAACACACCAAGACAGUCGUGAAGAGGGCACGACAAAGCCUAUUCCCCCUCAGGAGACUGAAAAGAUUUGGCAUGGGUCCUCAGAUCCUCAAAAAAUUAUACAGCUGCACCAUCGAGAGCAUCCUGACUGGUUGCAUCACCGCCUGGUAUGGCAACUGCGUACGGCCCAGUACAUCACUGGGGGCCAAGCUUCCUGCCAUCCAGGACCUCUAUACCAGGCGGUGUCAGAGGAAGGCCCUCAAAAUUGUCAAAGACUCCAGCCACCCUAGUCAUAGACUGUUCUCUCUGCUACCGCAUGGCAAGCAGUACCGGAGUGCCAAGUCUAGGUCCAAAAGACUUCUCAACAGCUUCUACCCCCAAGCCAUAAGACUCCUGAACAGCUAAUCAUGGCUACCCAGACUAUUUGCACUGCCCCCCCACCCCAUCCUUUUACGCUGCUGCUACUCUGUUAAUUAUUUAUGCAUAGUCACUUUAACUCUACCCACAUGUACAUAUUACUUCAACUACCUCAACUAGCCGGUGCCCCCACACAUUGACUCCGCACCGGUACCCCCCUGUAUAUAUAGCCUCCCUACUGUUAUUUUAUUUUACUUCUGCUCUUUUUUUUCUCAACACUUUUUUUGUUGUUGUUUUAUUUUUACUUUUUUGUUAAAAAUAAAUGCACUGUUGGUUAAGGGCUGUAAGUAAGCAUUUCACUGUAAUGUCUGCACCUGUUGUAUUCGGCGCAUGUGGCCAAUACAAUUUGAUUUGAUUUGAUUUGAUUUGAUCAAUGGAUUUUGAUUCAGGAAAUCCAUGUUUUAUUAUGAGAGUUGUUCGUUUCUAUACAUUCAUUACCAAAUGCCAUUCUAGCACUCUUUGAUGGUCCUGAAGUACCUUUAUGUAUGCUGCGUCCAUAUUCUCUCAUUAUAGAUAUGAUCAGACUCAAUUAACCAACACCAGCUGCUUUUCAUUGAGUUCUCUGGUUCUUUUAAUCCUGAUCCAUGUGAGCCAAUUGUUUCUUUAAUGAUAAAGGAUCUGGGGGAGGGGGGCUUUAGGCUAGAAACAAGAGGUAAAAUGCCAGAGGAAGACGCGACUCUGAUGCACAUGGGAAUUAAUAUUUUUGGUUUGUCUCUAUGAGAUUCAGAAGCUAAGCUAUGACCUUCUGAAGUCGAGGAGUCAAAGAAAUUGGACUUUGCUUGGCAAGUAAUUUUAUAUUUUUUAGUCGUUUUUAGCAGAUCUUAUACAAUGUGUGGCUCUGUCACUAUCAAUUGAUCUAUUCACUUUCUGUAAAAGAGAAUAUGUAUAAUUAAAUUGAGGGUUCAUAUACAUUAUCAUAAUAAAACAUAUUUGGUAACGGAGUAACAUUUGGGAAAUCGGUUCUAGACUUUAUUUUCCUUAUCCAUUAUUAUUAUUAUUAUUAUUAUUACAUAGCCUAUCUAUUUUCAACCCUUGUGCUAAAUGACUAAGAAACUGCUAAAUGUAAUAAAAUGAGUUUUCUGCUCGUCCCAGGUACAAGGCCAUUGUCAAACCCAUGGACAUCCAGAAGUCCACAGCUAAGUUCUGCUUCCGAGCAGCAGCCAUAUGGCUCUUCUCCAUGACCCUGGCCGUUCCUGAGGUGGUCUUCUCCGACCUUCACACCUUCAACAUCGGCCAGACCAACGACACCUUUGUGACAUGCGCUCCCUACCCCCACGCCGGGGAACUGCACCCUAAGAUCCACUCCAUGGCCUUCUUCCUCAUCUUCUACAUCAUCCCCCUCCUCAUCAUCUCUGUGUACUACUGCUUCAUCGCACGCAGCCUGAUCCAGAGCGCCUCAGACAUGCCCGUGGAGGCACACUUACACAUCAAGAAACAGGUGUGUGAAUGUGUGUCUGGACACUGGAUGUUUAGGUGUUUAUCAUUUAAUGAGACAUGGGAAAUAGUAAAAUGGGAAAAUUAGAAAUGUGUGUAUGCGUUUGUGUGUGUGUCCAGUCCUUCUGAAUACAUAAACUCAUUGAUGCUUUCUCUACCAUUCCCACAGAUUGAGUCUAGGAAGCGUCUGGCUAAGACAGUGCUGGUGUUUGUCGGUCUGUUCGCUGUGUGCUGGCUCCCCAGUCAUGUGAUCUACCUGUACCGCUCCUACCACUACGGCCAGGUGGACACGUCCCUGGGACACUUCAUCGCCAGCGUGUGUGCCCGCGUCCUGGCCUUUACCAACUCCUGCGUCAACCCCUUUGCCCUCUACCUGCUCAGCAACAGCUUCCACAAGCAGUUCAACAAGCAGCUCCGCUGCCGCCGCCGUCCACCAAUCAGCUGUAACGCUCAGGGCACGGGGCGGAGCAACAAUCAGUCUCUGGCUAACUUCAGCCUCGUCAAUGGGGCUCAUGUUAGUCAGGAAGGCUGUGUGUAG
Messenger RNA from Coregonus sp. 'balchen', 7188 nucleotides. NCBI's taxonomy places the organism in Eukaryota, Metazoa, Chordata, Actinopteri, Salmoniformes, Salmonidae. The record is from the annotation of a GenBank genome assembly.